AUGUGUCUUAGGAAACGGGUGUUGAAAGUCGCCCAUGUGAACACGCCUCAGAAAAGGUUGGAGAGCACUGUUCUGCCUCACAGUUUAGAGGAUGAUGAGGAGGAUGAAUAUCAGCCAGAUUUCCUAGAACAUACUCCAAGCUUCUAUGAGGAUGCCAGUGAUGUAACCAGUAGAUCUAAUAAUGUAAGAACCUCUAUUCCCACACCAGAAAUCAGGAAGGUGAAAAUGCUAUUACAGGCAGCCAAAGAGGAAAACGAUGAAAUUAAUGACAAGAUCCGGCAGAGAAAGAUGAUGGUUGCUAUUGCAGAGAAGCAGAUGGCAGCAGACUCAUGUGCAAAGAAAAGAAGUAAGGAAAGUAUUGAGCAAGGGAGGAUCAAGGAAAGUACAAAUAAGGAAAGUUGGAAGCAUGACAUGUACCACCAGAUCUAUGAUAAGCAUUCCAGACUUGAAGAUCUGCCUGCAAGCAACACCAGAGCAGAAGAGCAAGAAGAGAGCCCUCUGGGGAAUCCUGAAUAUGAAAAACCUGUUCAUGAUAUUUUUAUGUAUCCUGUAGAAAAGGCUCAUGUUGGAUCCGUAAGCAUGGAUAGAGAUCUGGUAUCCAGAAGUGAUGGAAAUAUGAAUUUGGUAGUUCGUCUAGGGAUGCAGACAGAGCUAUUCAGUGAACAGGAUGCAGAUGAGCUACCAAGCCCAUUGAGGAGACCUCUUGUAGAUGUCGACUCAAGCUAUGUGGAAGAUACAAACUCAGAGUUAAGUACUUCCCUUCAGUCGCCUGAAGCCAGCAAACCUCCUGAAACUUUGCCCACACCUCCCUCUUCUGAAAAGAUGUCAGGAAAGUAUGUGUUACGAAGACCAAAUCCAAACACUAAAAUUCCCCUUCGGAGGCCAAAGUGUGCCCCUUCAGCUUUACUCUUGCCGGCACGAGAAAUCUUGAUUGAAAAACCGGGCAAGACUUCCGGUCCUCCUUCCAGCAACGGAUCUCGGGAAAUGAAAAAGCAUGAUAGCAAUAGUGAGAGUCAGUUGACAAGGACCUGCUACCCUGGAGAAGCCAUUGAACAUGAAUUUAAUUCAGAAGUCUGUAAAACUGUGGGGAGGCCUUCCAGGAAUACAGCAAGUAUGAGGAAUGGACUUACUCAAAUACAGGCCAGAUUAAUCCAGAUGAGUAAUAGUGGUUUACCAGUUGCAAGACAUAAAGUUAUAAAAUGUGAUACAGCAGGGUAUAGAAAUGUAGAAACGAAUGAGGAAGAGGUGAUAGUGGAGGAAGAGGAGAUAGUCGAGGAAGAGGUAGUGGAGGAAGAAGAGGAAGAGGUAGUGGAGGAGGAAGAGGAGGUUGUGGUGGAAGAAGAAGAACUAGUGGAAGAGGAGUUGGUAGUGGAGGAGGAAAAGCUGGAAAGGAAUGUUUUUUAUACUUCUAACAAUGAUGGCAAGAAACCUGGUGAUGGUACCAUCUCUCCUUCAUCUGUGUUAUUCCUCGCGAACUACCUUGAGGCUAAGAUCGUAUUCAAAGCAUAUGCUCUAAGAAAUGAUCCUCUAAACAAACCAAUUGGUAUUGCUCAGUUGGAGAGUGGCCAUAUUAUCGUGGCAGACACCUUCAACAACCGCAUGAUGCUGUUUGACGGGACGGGGAAGGUUCUUGGCCCUUUCUAUUCUUCCUCCUCCUUGUACCAUCCUUCUGCUGUGGUGGAGCUUGAGGAUGGUGGCUUUGCUGUCAAGGACAACAACAGCAUUACAGUCUUUUCAUCAGAGUUUGAGUGCUGCAAAGUCAUUGCAAAGGGAAAGUUGAGUCGACCUUAUGGUCUGACCGUGAAUGCAGAGGGCCUGUUAGUGACUGUUGAGACUAGCCUGACUGGCAGUCUUAACAUCGUCACCCUGAAUCCAGUCUCAGGCAGUGUUGAGUCAAGGGUGAAAGUGGACUUGGGUCUGAGCAGCCAUGCCAAGAGUGAGAGCAAACCACGCUUCAUUGCCUGGCAGGGAGAAUGCAGGCUCUUGGUAGUAGAUCUCGGCCUGAACUGCGUCUACAUUAUAGAUGCCUUUGCUGGGGUGGUUCUAAAGAGGUUUGGGGAGUAUGGCCAAGGCCGAGACCAGAUGCAUGACCCGUCUGGCAUAGUCUGUGAUGGGGAUGGCUUCAUUCUCCUAGGGGACAGCCGAAACCAUCGUGUGCUGAUCUAUGACCCCGAUGGUCAGUACAUCUCAGUCUUGGAAGUGGAUGUACCUGUUCGCCGUCCCUCCGGCUUGUACCUGACCUCGAAUGGUAAUCUGCUCAUACUUAACUACUGGGAGAACUCUGUGGCGGCUUAUCGCUUUCAGGAGAUUGGGGAUAGUUCUUCUGUUUAAGGAGGAAGAGGAGGAAGAUAAUGGUGAUCUUGAA
Messenger RNA from Penaeus indicus, 2365 nucleotides. RefSeq lists its product as uncharacterized. The record is from RefSeq and is a predicted model, not a curated record. Gene Ontology annotation, molecular function: protein binding; ubiquitin protein ligase activity; translation repressor activity. The transcript has 14 exons. Gene Ontology annotation, biological process: negative regulation of translation; proteasome-mediated ubiquitin-dependent protein catabolic process; protein polyubiquitination. The coding region runs from base 1 to 2331 and encodes 776 amino acids. NCBI's taxonomy places the organism in Eukaryota, Metazoa, Arthropoda, Malacostraca, Decapoda, Penaeidae.